CAUGAUGACAUAAGAAAGAGAGAUGGGUAGGGAGGGACUCAUGAAAGUUAAUCAUUUGUCAGUGUAAUAAUUACAUUUAUGUCUAGGUAAUGUUAGGUCAGUAGUCUUCCUGUGAGCACUGGAGACUCAGCCUGCGUGUGGGUCGCUCAGACUUUAAGAUGGACAAACCACAGAAAGACGCCCCAACUGAUCACAAGAUGAGCAACUCCGGAAAGGAUUCUGCAAAGCAACCAGUCACAGCCUGUCUGUUGAGCGCCGCCUUCUUCGGUGCCCUGGGGUCAUCUUUCCUUUACGGCUAUAACCUAUCUGUGGUCAACGCUCCUGCUCUGUACAUUAAAGCUUUCUUCAAUAAAACAUGGGUGGAGAGAUACGGGGAACCUCUUGGAGCAGAGACAGCCACCCUCCUCUGGUCCAUCAUAGUGUCCAUAUUUGCUAUCGGAGGCCUUUUCGGAGCACUGUCUGUCUCUUUUAUCAUCAAAGUCCUUGGAAGAAAGGGAACCCUGCUGCUGAAUAACAGCUUUGCUGUAAUCGCUGCACUGCUGCUGUCCUUGGGUGAGAGGGCAAAAUCUUUUGAGAUGCUCAUCAUUGGCCGGCUCAUAAUCGGGGUGGACUCUGGUAUAGCCCUCAGUGCCCUCCCCAUGUACCUGGGAGAAAUUUCACCAAGACAUAUGAGAGGGUUCAUUGGCCAGUUCAACUCCAUUCUGAUCUGCUUGGGAGUGUUCACAGGGCAAGUGCUGGGGCUGCCAGAGCUGCUGGGCCAGGAGUCCAGGUGGAACUACCUGUUUGCCUUCCUGGCGUUGCCGGCGUUGCUGCAGCUCAGUGUGCUGCCCUUCCUCCCUGAGAGUCCUCGCUUCCUGCUGAUGGAGAGGAGGGAUGAAGCUGGAGCAGAGAGAGCCUUCCAGAGGUUUUUGGGGAAGACGGAUGUGUCCCAGGAGCUGGAAGAGGUCCACGCGGAGACUCGAGCUCAGGACAACCUACACACCGUCUCUGUGUUACAGCUGCUGAGGAGCCCAGCUGUUCGCUGGCAGCUCAUCACCAUUAUCAUCACCAUGGCCUGUUAUCAGCUCUGUGGCCUCAACGCUAUCUGGUACUACACUAAUGGGAUCCUUCGGGAAGCGGGUUUUGCUGAGAACAUCCUCCCCUACAUCACACUGAGCACUGGAGCUAUAGAGACAUUGGCUGCCAUAAUUUCGGGCUUAGUAAUAGAACGGAUCGGGAGGAAGCCCCUCCUCAUAUUUGGUUUUUCUGCCAUGGCCGUGUUCUUCAGCCUGCUCACAGUGUUCCUCAAUUUCCAGGACAGUGUGACGUGGAUGCCCUACCUCAGUUUCAUCUGUAUACUGGCUGUGAUCGCGUCCUUUUGCUCUGGGCCAGGUGGCAUCCCCUUUGUCCUGACCGGGGAACUGUUUGAACAGUCCUACCGCCCUGCUGCCUUCAUGAUCGCUGGCACUGUAAACUGGCUGUCCAACUUUGCUGUGGGCCUCCUGUUCCCAUUCAUUCAAGAGACGCUGCAGUCCUUUGCCUUCCUGGUGUUUGUGGUGGUCUGCACUUUGGGAUCAAUCUACCUCUAUUUUGUCCUCCCUGAAACCAAAAAUAAAACAUUCAUGGACAUCAGUCAGAGCUUUGCCAAGAUCAACAAAAUCCCCAUUCCCGCCCCCACCCAAGAAAUGGAGCUUGUUCUGUCCACGAAGACUGACGUGAAUGGAAAAGUCCAAGAUGUCAUCAAGAUGGAGAGUUCCUUCUAAGUGAGCAAACUACACUAACUGUGGAGAAACAGGGUUGAAAUGUAGACUGAAAGUGUUCAUUGUUUGUAUAUAUUUAUUUAAUUGCUGUAAUCAGUGAGAUGACAAUCCAUGCUUUUUGACAGUUUCAGUACAUUUAUUAUUAUUUUGUAUAUGUUUUGUAUGUUUGGAAUAUUUAGGAAUAUUACAGUAUUUCAGUUUACAGCGACUAUUUGUGUGUACCUCUUAUUAAAAUGAAACAAACCAA
Molecule: messenger RNA, 1986 nt
Organism: Lates calcarifer (barramundi perch)
Lineage: Eukaryota; Metazoa; Chordata; Actinopteri; Centropomidae
Gene: slc2a9l2
Product: solute carrier family 2 member 9, like 2
Exons: 13
Coding region: 159-1742 (527 amino acids)
Biological process (GO): monosaccharide transmembrane transport
Cellular component (GO): membrane
Molecular function (GO): hexose transmembrane transporter activity
Source: RefSeq, a predicted model, not a curated record